Messenger RNA from Marchantia polymorpha subsp. ruderalis, 384 nucleotides. The record is from the annotation of a GenBank genome assembly. NCBI's taxonomy places the organism in Eukaryota, Viridiplantae, Streptophyta, Marchantiopsida, Marchantiales, Marchantiaceae.
AUGAUGGCAUCGUUGGAAUCGACGACAGCGGGUCCGCACCGGAAGAUUGGCAGCAGCCGUCGGUGCUGCUCUGAAUCUGAACUUGUGCUCACCUCUGCACCACUUCACUCGAAAAAGUGUCAACAGAUUAUAGUCGACGAGAUCCACCAUGAAACCAGCUCGAGCGAGGCUUCGUACGCAGCGUCUGCGGUGUUGCUGACGUCGUCGGCGUCGAGCAAAUUCCCGCAAGCGAAUUUCGUGCUCUACUGUCGUGGGCUGCUGUCAGCGAGUAGCACCUCCAGGUCCAGACCUGGAGAUGUCGUCUCACACAGGCCCAUGACCGACCGCGGGACAUCUAGAGCUGCGAAUGCAGACUUAAACGUGGACCUUGCGCGCAGAAGUUGA